Molecule: messenger RNA, 1152 nt
Organism: Cicer arietinum (chickpea)
Lineage: Eukaryota; Viridiplantae; Streptophyta; Magnoliopsida; Fabales; Fabaceae
Source: RefSeq, a predicted model, not a curated record
CCCCUCCUGCAAUAAUGAGUUUCUUUCCAUCCACAUUUAUGACCCUUUUCACUUCCCAUUUCGUAUUGCACCUUUAUUAUUACCAACCAUUAUGAAAAUUAAACUUUUAUUUCAUUCACCAAUAGUAUUAUUUUCUUCACUUCUUUUUUUGUUCUUUUGUACUCCAUUUUUUAUUUUCUUAUUUUCUUCUUCUAGGUGUUAAUUAAUUAUCCCUUGUCAGAAGCACUAUUUACUGUCUCUGCCACAGUCAUUUCAUUUCAUGUGCCAUUCACAUACACCUAAACUAAUGUGCCUCUUCUCCUUUGUCCCUUACACUAAUUACUUACUUCUUCUCCAUCAACAACAACUAUGACUUGUUCUUCUUCUACUACUACUAUCAUUAUUAUUGUUAUUAUUACUACAAUAUUUCUUGCAAAGUUCAAUUGAUAUAUUAGUUUUCAUUUUCAUCAUCAUCAUGGCUACUCCUAUAAGAGACCCUUCUUCUAAUGUUAUGUCUCUUCCACUUCCAUCUCCUAAAGCUCCACUAGGGUACCCUGAUUUGUAUGGAAAGCGCCGUGAAAUGGCCAGAAUUCAAAUGCUUGAAAGAGAGAUAAGUUUUCUUGAGGAAGAGUUAAAAUCUUCUGAAGGUUUUCAACCAGCUUCAAAAUGCUGCCAAGAGAUUGCUGAUUUUAUGAUGGCAAACUCAGAUCCUCUGUUACCGACGAGCAAGAAGAACCGCAGGUCGUGUCGCUUAUGGAAGUGGCUAUGCCGGAUGCGGUGUUUGAACUUGUCAUGGGUCUGCUGUUGGUGUUGUGAUUGUUUCUCUACUAGCUGUUGCAAUUGCAAACAAAGCAAAUGCAAAUGUAGUAGUUGUGUUCCAUCUAUAAAUUGCUCAUUAUCAAAUUGGUGUUGUUGCUGUGAUAAAAAAUCACAUUGUUGUAAAGAGACUUGUGAUUGCAACAACAAGUGUUGUUGUAGUCUCCCAGGUUGCUAUUUUAAGUGGCCUUUUCCUUCUUGUUGCAUUUGCAAAUGUUCUUGUUCUUGUACUUGUCCAAGUUUUCCUAAGGUUCUCCCUUCUGGUUGUUGUACAAAAUGUUGAGAUUUUUCUUCUAUUGAUUUGUGUAAUUUUAUUUUAUUUUUCAUUUAAAUGAGUUCAAUGUAUCAUUUAGUAUA